AUGACUACCCAUGUCUUUUUAGAUAAGUCAAUUAGGUUACGAGGACCAUCCAGGCUAAAUGGUACUGGCCGUGUGGAAAUCUUAUAUUUGGGAAUAUGGGGAACAAUUUGUGAUGAUAAUUGGGACAUAAAUGACGCUCGAGUUGCAUGUCGUCAACUUGGUUAUUGGAAUGCUCUUAGAGCUCUUCGAGGACGAGAUGUUCCUUCUGGUUCAGGACAGAUUUGGUUGGACGAAGUUGGUUGUACUGGGACUGAACAAAACCUAGAAAGUUGUCCUCACAACGAUGAUGUAGGAUGGGGAAGUCAUGACUGCGAUCAUUCGGAAGAUGCUGGAGUGGGAUGUACUUCUGGAGAUCUCGAUUAUUGCUCCUUGGGAUUGUACCAAUGUGGGAUGAAUUUCCAAUGUGUUAACACUGACAAUGGUGUUAAAUGCAUAUGUGAUCAAGGUUUUACCGGGGACGACUUUACAUGUUCCGACAUCAAUGAGUGUUCAACAGUAAACAACUGUCAUUCCGAAGCUUUUUGCACGAACACUCAAGGGUCUUAUCGAUGCACAUGUAAUGGUGGAUUUACUGGAAAUGGAACCAAUUGCCAAGACGUCGAUGAAUGUUCUGAUUCAACUCACAAGUGUCCUUCAGAGACGAAUUGCACCAACACAAAUGGAUCCUAUCAAUGCUGUAGAACAAAAAAUUCUGGAAAUAGUUCUAUUUGCAGAGAUGUUGAUUAUUGCUCCUUGGGAUUGCACAACUGUAGCGGUAACUCUCGAUGUAUUAAAACUGACAGUGGUUUUACAUGCAGAUGUAAUCAAGGUUUUACCGGCGCCUCUUGUGAUGGGAAUAUUAAUUUCCAGUAUACAUCCCUAGAUAUGAAUGAAUGCUUGUCGCCUGACAGCUGUCAUCCAAAUGCCAGUUGCGUCAAUAAUUACGGAUCUUAUCGAUGCACAUGCAAUGUUGGAUAUACUGGGAAUGGAACCAUUUGCCAAGACAUCAAUGAGUGCUCUCAGUCUACUGCCAGGUGUCCUUCAGUCGAAUAUUGCUCCAACAUCCCAGGAUCUUUUCUAUGCUGUAUUGGUGAACCUGGAAGAAACGAAUCGACUUGCAAAGAACCCUCGAUAAAGUUAGAAGGACCAUUAAUUUCAAAUAAUACUGGCCGUGUUGAAGUAUACCAUGAUGGACAAUGGGGAACAAUCUGUGAUAUUAAUUGGGAUAUACAUGAUGCUCAAGUAGUAUGUCGUCAACUUGGUUUCCCUGGUGCUAUUCGAACAUUGCCCCGUCAUGAAGUGCCCGAUGGUUUUGGUAAGAUAUGGUUAAACAAGCUUGAAUGCACAGGUCGUGAGAAUAAUUUAUCUAGUUGUCCUGGUAUUGACUGGGUCGCACGUAAAGUUUACUGUCACCAUUAUAAAGAUGCCGGAGUAGAGUGUGGUGUAAAAGGUGUUGAUUAUUGUUCCACCGGAUUGCACAGCUGUCAUAGAAAUGCUGAGUGUAUUACAACUGUUGAUGGUGGCUUCUCGUGCAAAUGUAAUCAAGGUUAUACUGGAACUGGCUUUUCUUGCAAUGAUAUCAAUGAAUGCUCAUCACCUCACAUCUGUUAUUCGAACGCUCUUUGCAUCAACACUCCUGGAUCUUACCAAUGCACAUGUAAAGGUGGAUUUAUUGCAAAUGGGACUGUUUGCGAAGAUUAUGACGAGUGUUCUAAUUCCGCGCACUACUGUCGUGCAACAGCAACUUGCAGAAACAUUGUUGGCUCAUAUGAAUGUUGCUUGAGACAAUCUGGUGGAAGUAAUGUGACUUGCCGAGAGAUUACUGUCAGAUUGCGAGGACCGUUAAGAUUCAAUGGUACUGGUCGUGUGGAAGUGCGCCAUAACGGAGAUUGGGCGACAAUCUGUGGUUAUAAUUGGGAAAUAAAUGAUGCUCGCGUUGCAUGUCGUCAACUUGGUUAUCCGGGUGCUCUCAGAGCUCUUCGAGGAUGGCAAGUUCCUGAUGGCUCAGGACAGAUUUUGUUUGAAGAGCUGCAUUGUACUGGAAACGAGAAAAAUUUGGAAAGUUGUCCACGUCGCCAUAACGCAUGGUAUAGCGAUUACUGCAGUCAUAUUCACGAUGUUGGAGUGCAAUGUUCUUACGAAGAUGUUGAUUACUGUUCAUCGGGACUGCACAACUGUAAUUCUCGUGCUCAAUGCAUUAACGAAACUGAUGGUUUUUCAUGCAGAUGUAAUCCAGGCUAUACCGGCAACGGUGUUUCUUGCAAUGAUAUCAAUGAAUGUUCAUUUGCAAACAUGUGUGAUUCAAACGCUCUCUGCACCAACACUCUUGGAUCUUACCAAUGCUAUUGUAAAAGUGGAUUCAUUAAAAAUGGAAGUGUUUGCCAAGAUGCCGACGAAUGCUCUGGGGCGAUUUAUAACUGUCCUGCAAACGCCAUCUGUGCCAAUACAGUUGGAACUUAUCUUUGUUGUGAAGAUUCGGUUUGUAAAGAGCCACACAUCAGGUUACAAGGUCCGUUAAUUUCAAAUGGCACUGGUCGUGUGGAAAUAUUACAUGCUGGACAAUGGGGAGCAAUCUGUGGUAAUAAUUGGGAUAUAAGAGAUGCUCAAGUGGCCUGUCGUCAACUUGGUUAUCCGGGUGCUCUUAGAGCUCUUCAGGCGUUCAAUGGCCAAUUUACACCUGGUAAAAGACGGAUAUGGCUAGACAAGAUGUUGAUUAUUGCUCCUUGGGAUUGCACAACUGUGGGAGUAAUUUUCAAUGUAUUGUCGACGCUUACACUGGUUUUACAUGCAGAUGUAAACAAGGUUUUACCGGGAACGGGUUUACUUGCUUUGAUAUCAAUGAAUGUGAAUCAUCUCACAACUGUUCUUCGGACGCUUUCUGCACCAAUACCAUCGGAUCGUAUCAAUGUGUAUGCAAAAAUGGAUACACCGGAAAUGGAACUGUAUGUGACGUAUACAAUUAGCAGUGUUGAUAAAUUUUUCAAAGUUAAAAGUAUCACGUUCCUUCCAGAUAUUAACGAGUGUAUCGAACAAGAGGUGUCAUGUGAUUCAAAUGCGGAUUGUUUAAACACAAAUGGAUCGUUUGAGUGCAGAUGCAAAGAGGGCUUCACAGGAGAUGGGUAUAAUUGUAAAGCAGAAAAAGAAAUUCUCAACAGGAAAUCAGGAUCACCGGAAAACAAAUUUUUGUCCUUCCCGAACUUGGCUUAUAUCAUUGUUGGUCUAUUUUUAUUGCUUGGAAUAAUACUGCUGGUAAUAUUGAUACGAAGACGACGUAGACGAUCACAAAGAACAUUCCAUGAUAAUGAAAACUUGCAGUUGGUGUCAAAAGACGAUUUACAUUCUGGAAUUGGUGACGACAAUAAGAAUCAAGGUUCAGCUGUUAGCAAAACUGUCAAAGAGAGUGAUGAAAGAUGUGAGCUAAUAGAUCAAGGUGAACUCAAUAAAGUCACUGAAUGCUAG
This is a messenger RNA of Dendronephthya gigantea, 3438 nucleotides long. RefSeq names its product scavenger receptor cysteine-rich type 1 protein M130-like. The record is from RefSeq and is a predicted model, not a curated record. Gene Ontology annotation, molecular function: calcium ion binding. The transcript is spliced from 21 exons. NCBI's taxonomy places the organism in Eukaryota, Metazoa, Cnidaria, Anthozoa, Malacalcyonacea, Nephtheidae. Bases 1 to 3438 code for a protein of 1145 amino acids. Gene Ontology annotation, cellular component: membrane.